Racocetra fulgida is the source of this 190-nucleotide messenger RNA. The record is from the annotation of a GenBank genome assembly. NCBI's taxonomy places the organism in Eukaryota, Fungi, Glomeromycota, Glomeromycetes, Diversisporales, Gigasporaceae.
AUGCAGUAUGAUGAUGAUGGUUGUCAAUUAGAUUUUGAAAAUGAAGAAGAUCUAGUAAAUAAUUACUCUGAUUCACAAAUUAAUGAUAGAAAUGAUGAACAGCAAAAAAACCUCAUGGAAGCGGAAGCAAAAGACCUUGGGAAAAUGGAAGCAAAAGACUCUGUGAAAGAUCAUAAAUUUCUCGUGCUAA